GAUUAGAAUUACAUAAUGUACUUUUUUUUUUAUCCCAAAGUCGUCAAUUUCAAACACAAGAACGCUCGGCGAUCGAUUGCUACGGUCUGCUCAACACUUUACUCGCCCGCAGCCUUAUCGAUUAAUCACUCUCCAGUUUAUCACCAAACAGCUGUCAACUAACUGCCGACUUUUAUUUAUUUGCACGCUUUGGGGUAAAUUCUUCUCGUUUUUUGCCAUGACAGCAUACGGAACGUGAGCUCCACUUUUUCCUCCAUGGACUCGCUAUUUGAACACUCCGUGCGUUUUCCCGCUGAGGGAGAGUGCGAAUGCGCGGACCCGGCGGAGCACGACGCUCUUCCGCAGAGGACGCACUUCUACCUCGGGGAGACAGUCCCUUUCCUUCUGCUACUGCGAAUGGGGACUUUAUUAAGGGAGAAGAGAAUGGACGACUUGUACGCUGUGGCGAGCGUAGGCGCGCAGCUCCGAAACAACCCGCUCGACUCGGAUAACAGCGUAGAAGAAGAAGAAGAAGAAGAAGAAGCGGAGGAGGACCAGAGAAGAAGUAGCGGUCGCCCAAACCGGAAGUUCGUCGACUGUAGUCCGCUUCUUCACCACAACAAUGCACGGAGAGUCACGGAACCAGUUAAGUCGACUCAGCUGUCAGAAGAACACUUCUCCUUCCGUCUUGAGGUCUCUUUGGACAAGCUUCCAACCGACACACUCCGAGCCAAGAUUGUCGUGAGCGUUUGGGAGCCAGAUGAAGAACUUUCGCAAGAAAGCUACCUCAGAGAAGACCUUGACAAAUUCCAAGUGGAAGUCAGCGCUAUGUUGAACAUCGUACCGCCCCCUAGUGUCGGGUGUCGACAGUUGAGCGUCGCGGGACAACAAUUGACUUUCCUCAAAGUGUUGAACGACAGCUCCAUAGAGGAUCUUUGCAUCACCAACGUGAGGAUCCUUCCCAACUACAACACGUCCUACCUUCCCAUGAUGCCCGACGGUUCGGUUCUUGUGGUAGACAACGUAUGCCACCGGUCGGCCGAGGUGACCAUGGCGUCAUUCUGCCGCGUGGACGGAGCGCGCUCGCGCUUACCUAGCACGCUCGCCGCCCUGGAGGAGCACAACUUCCUGUUCCGGAUGCAUCUCCAGGAUAAAACCGACGACGAAUCCAGCGAGGGUUUGGAAGUGCCAUUGGUCGCCAUGUUACAAUGGCGCACGUCGACUCUGCCUCGGGAGAGGCUCCUGUCCACCGUUUACUCGCUGCCCAGUAUCCGCUUAAACCGUCCGGGCCUGGUGAUGAGCGCAUCAUGCCCGAGCGCCGUCCGAUACGGUGAGCGUUUCCGAGUCAAGUACACCCUGGUGAACAACCUGCGCCACUUCCCAUCCGUUCGGCUGCGCUGGGAUUCCGCGGGCGGGUCCGAAGCGGUGGUCUGCCAGUCCCCCUUCAAUAACCUGGGACGAUGCCAGAAGGGUUCCAGCGUUAUUUUCACCGUUGUCUUCCAGAUCCUUGCAACGGGACUUUUUGAGCUAAGCCAGCACAUGAAAAUGAAGCUCCAGUUUGCAGCGUCACCUGAGGAACGCCGCUUGUCAAACGUCAGGGCGAUGGAGAACCUCCUUCUUCCGGACAAGAUUGCGAAAAGACAAUGCAAAGUGUUUGUACUUGAGCAAAACAGCAGGUAAAACAUACAAAACUGCACUACCAUAUGCAGUAGUGAAUGUGUAUUAACAAAGAAAUACAUUAACAAAAAUACAAGAAUCAAGAGUUCAAAAAAAAAGUUCAUUCAAAGCAGUUAGCUACGUUUCAUUCAAUCAGAAAUGACUAAAUCCCCUAAGCGUUUUUGACGUCAAUCAGAAAAGGGGAAAACACGUUCAAAAGCAAAAAAAAAAAAAACUUUAAAAACUAAUAAGCAUCACCAGAGGUGGGUAGUCAAAAAAAAUCAACUCAAGUAAGAGUAGCGUUACUUCAAGGUAAUAUUACUCAAAAGUAGAAAUAGUCAUUCAAAUAUUUACUCAAGUACAAAUAAAGAUUCGUUUUCGUGGAAAAUAAUACUCAAGUAAUGAGUAACAUUGUGAAUAACUGCUUACACUGUCUGAUCAGUUUGUUUUUGUUUUGUUUUUUUACAAUGGUAUAGUUUUUUUUCUCACUGUCCAUAGCAAGGGUGUCAAUUGUAGGGCCACAUGCUAGAAGGGGCCUGCCAGGGGGUCCAUUUCGGCCCGUGGGGAUAUUCUGCACGUUGUAGCUCCUUCAUACUGUACACUAGUAACAAUAUUUUAUAUAAUAUUAUAUAUACAGUACUGGGCAAAUGUUUUAGGCAGGACACCUGCCUAAAACUUUUGCACAGUACUGUAUAUAUAUAUAUUUUUUAAUUAUUAAAUUUAUUAGGAUCAUGGAAGCUUCCACUUGGGGAAAAUAUAUACAAACAGUAUAUCCUGUAUAUACAUAAUAUAAAAAAAAAUAUACAGUACUGUGCAAAAGUUAUAUAUAUAUGUAUAUAUAUAUUUUUUUUAUAUAAAUUCUUUAGACGAUGACUGGAGAUAAAAAUGGUGGACGGGAUUCUAGCGUUGUAAAGUCGAAAUCACAUAAGUCAAGUACAUUACCCAGGGACGGUGCUUAAUUUGUAAAUCCUUAGGUGCCGGCAGGGAUGAUGAGACGGCACAGGUCCCGGAACAUACGCAGAAAAUGGUGCUGAAAACAAGACGCAAAUGGGACUUGUGGGACUUACAAGCCCCCAAUUUCAGAUAAUAUCCAUGGUAUAAAUGUUCUGACAACUAUUACAACAUUAAAAAAAAUUAUACAUUACAAUAAAUAACUCAAACCUAUUCUUCUGCGAGUUUUUUUUUUAUGUCACGGACGAGAUUUGUUGGUCCAGCUUUUCAGUGCAUCAACAAAUCUCCGACUCUUUCAAAUGACGUUAAAUUUUUAUAAACAACAUGCAAUUCUUGGUACUUUUCGGUAAAUGAAUUUAUACAUAUUUUAUACAUUUUUUUUAAAAACGUUUUUAUUAGGGCUGUCAAAAUUAUCACAUUAACAGGCGGUAAUUAAUUUUUUAAAUUAAUCACGUUAAAAUAUUUGACGCAAUUAACGCACAUGCCCCGCUCAGACAGAUUUAAAUGACAGUACAGUCAAAUGCCCACUUGUUAAUUGUGUUUUGUGGAGUAUUGCUGCCCUCUGCUUGCGCUUGGGUGGGACUGAUUUUAUAGGCUUCAGCACCCAUGAGCAUUGUGCAAGUAAUUAUUGACAUCAACAAUGGCAGGCUACUAGUUUAUUUUUUGAUUGAAAAUGUUACAAAUUUUAUUAAAACGAAAACAUUAAGAGGGGUUUUAAUAUAAAGUUUCUAUAACUUGUACUAACAUUUAUCUUUUAAGAACAACAAGUCUUUCUAUCCAUGGAUCGCUUUAACAGAAUGUUAAUAAUGUUAAUGCCGUCUUGUUGAUAAAUUGUUAUAAUAAACAAAUACAGUCCUUAAGUACCGCAUGUUGAAUAUAUAUAUCCAUCUUGUCUUAUCUUUCCAUUCCAACAAUAAUUUACAGAAAAAUAUGGCAUAUUUUAUAGAUGGUUUGAAUUGCGAUUAAUUGCAAUUAAUUACGAUUAAUUAUUUUCUAUACAUGAGAGGUGCCGGAUCUGCCCAAAUAAGUCCCGGAACGCAGGGAGGCCAAAAUCCAUAGGUGCCGUAUCUUGUUCCGGCAGGAUCCAGCACAAAUUAAACCCUGCCCAGGGACUACCUAUAUUAAUGAAUAAGAAUAAUGUUUAUGUCAUGUUUGUCUUCCUACAAAAAACCAUAUUCAUUCAUUUAAUUUUCCGAGCAGCUUAUCCUCACGAGGGUCACGGGGGAGCUGGAGCCAAUCCCAGCUAACUAUGGGCAGUAGGCGGGGUACACCUUGAACUGGUUGCUAGCCAAACGCAGGGCAAAAGGAGACAAACAACACACUCAUACUAAUGUAGAGUGUUCGAUCAGCCUAUCGUGCAUAAUUUAUCGAUACGCCUAAACCAAAAAUAUAUUUCCCUCCCACAUCUUUUUCCAUUUUCAAACAUUUUUGAAAAAAGCUCCAGGGAGCCACUAUGGCAGCACUAAAAGGCCGCAUGCAGCCCUAGAGCCGCAGCUUGCUAACCACUGGUAUACGACAAAAACAAAGUCAGUAUCUAGAAUAAAAAGGAAAAAUGUAACGACUCUCAUGUAGCCCAAAGUACCGGACUAAGAGUAGUGUUUCUUCUUCACAUACUGUAUUUACUCAAGUAGAAAAUAUUGCGUGGUAAAACUACUCUAAGAAGUACAUUUUUCUCAAAAAGUGACUCAAGUAAAUGUAACGUGUUACUACCCACCUCUGAGCAUCACAUGCAUGGAAUACUUAUGUCAAUUCGGCUGCCUUACUUUACAUAAAAAGUAUAUAUCUACCUUGAAAUGGAGUUGUCAUUGUAGCUUCAAUACUUAGCUUGACAGGAUUCAGCCGGUUUUUCCGAUGGAUAUUCAAUGCCGUCUGUUAAAAACAAUGCCUUACUGAACAAAUUAAAGGCUGAAAAUUAACCUGCUACUUUUAAAAUUAGACUAAAUUAGUUAGCAGAAGCGCACGUAGCGAAAUGUACCGGUCCGGUAAAACCUUUGCUAGCUGCUGCUAGCAUGUACAACAGGUGGUUCUGAUGAGGGACUCUUUUCUGUGUGGUGGAAUUUUAAGGCGGUACAAGAAAUGAGGAUAAAUUAAUUUAAAUUUUGCUUUUUGUUUUUGUUUGUGAAAUAGAAUUUGUUAGCCUUGCUUAAGUCUCAACACUGGUUUUAUUUCUAUUAUUAUUUAUAUGGGGAAAUAAUUUAAAGUAUUUAUAUUUUUAGUUUGCACUUAUGACUUAUUAUGUUUAGACAUUGACAAACAUUUCAUACAAAACUAGUUUUAUCUUUAUUUUUUUUGCGUAUUUUCAUGUGGACCAUGUCAGUGUACAGAUUUACAGUAUUUUUCUCGUUUUCUUUUUGUCGAGUCAUUUCAUUUUCUGACGAGGUUUGGGUGAAUUACAACUAUUAUAUGAUAAAUGCUAAUUUUUUCAUAUAUUGACCUAGUGUUUAGUUGUUUUUUUUUGCUUGGUACAUCGUUUUCAAAUGCAUAUUUUGUCUAUUGUAAAUUUUAAGAAUCCAUAUGUCACACAAUGUACUGUGUCCUAAAAUGGGCUUUUAGCAAAUUGCUAAA
Molecule: messenger RNA, 5151 nt
Organism: Corythoichthys intestinalis (scribbled pipefish)
Lineage: Eukaryota; Metazoa; Chordata; Actinopteri; Syngnathiformes; Syngnathidae
Gene: trappc14
Product: trafficking protein particle complex subunit 14
Exons: 10
Coding region: 256-1659 (467 amino acids)
Biological process (GO): cilium assembly
Cellular component (GO): TRAPPII protein complex
Molecular function (GO): alpha-tubulin binding
Source: RefSeq, a predicted model, not a curated record